AAAUACCCCGAUAAGCGGACUGCUUUAUUCGCCAUCACAACUGCUGAUGAGUAGAAGACUCAGGGGCAUCAUUCCAACUGAUCCCAAACUAUUGAAACCAUCGGUAGCUGAAAAUGCAGAGACAUUACUCAACGAACGACAGAGGAAAAGCAAAGUGAAAUACGAUUCAAAAGUAAGGUUACCUAAAGACUACUCUGUCGGGGAGAAGGUGAGAGUUCGUCUAGGACAAACAUGGCAGAAAGCAGUCGUCAUUAAGAAACAUCCAUCACCCAGAUCUUACAUCAUAAAGACAAAUGAUGGAAAAACAUACAGACGAAAUCAACGGUUUUUAAACAAGAGCUACGAAGAAGACAUCUCUGGGUACUAUGACACCGACGAAGACAAUGAACAGCAAACUGUUAGAACAAACGAAACAGACAAUUAUAAACCAACAUCUAGAGAACUUGCUGUGCCGGUCAAGACAACCAGAAGUGGUCGAGUUGUCAAAAUUCCUUGUAAAUAUUAAGAACUUUAAAAGGAAGGAUGUGAUAAUAGCUUCAAAAGGAAGGAUGUGCUAAUAUUAGAAGAUAUUACGUCAUUGUUUGUUGUUUAUGUUUUAUGCGAAAGCAAAGAAUCGGACGGAAAUAAAAGUUAUCAUUAUUAAUUAGUAACGUCUACAGUAAAUUAUUAUUAAUCUAUGACAACAGAACAUCAUCUAUUAAAUUAAUAUUAGCCUAUUAAUACAAGUUUGAAGCCGGAAAAGUUUGAUUUCUAUACGAAAUUCUACCCAAGAGAAUGAUCGUAUUUAUGACAGUCACAAUAGCUUGGGCUUGUGCCUACAUUUACAGUCCCUCUCACAUGUGACAUGUUCAUACGUAUGUUGUAGUAUGUAACAUGAGAAUGACUUUCUGACGGAAAACUUCUGACUAUUAUGGGGAAAACAUUUUUUUUUUUGGUCUACGAAGUUACUAGAUCUAUAUAACAGUUUGAUAACCACUGCGUAUUUACCCCGUUUAGAUUUAGCUAAUUAACAAAUUAGCACCGAAGCUCGUGCUAACCUGGACAGCUUCCGUUUGCCGGUGAUUGUUUAUCGAAACAUUGAAUGCACCUUGUGCGAGUGUCUGCUAUAGAAUAUCAACACCAACACAUACUGUCACAUAGUGACAUAGCAGUUUUUCAGAUUUCCCUUAGCGGAAAUGCCAAAAGUAAGCUAUCUCUCCACUGUUCACUGGACCUGACAGAGAAUCUGGUAUUGAAAUCACUGAAUCCAAAUCUAGUUGCAGCCAAAGUGAGCGAAAGUAUGAAAAAUGUUAUGUAUCAAGAAAGACCUUCAGUUAAGACCAAGGAAGUGAUUACAGUUAACACAAGUCUGGACCUGGACACAUUCUCAAAGCUCUUACCUUUCUUGCGAUGUUACUUUGUGAAUUCUCCGGUGAAUGAAGAAAACAAACUAAAUGUGGAGGACCAAGCCUCAAAAACUACUAGACUUAUCAAGACUACAAAUCCAAUUUAUUCAACUAAUGGUGAUGCCUCAAACACAACCAGACUUAACCAGACCACUGACCCAACCUAUUCAACUAAUGCUGAUGCCUCAAACACAACCAGACUUAACGAGACCACUGACCCAACCUAUUCAACUAAUGCUGAUGGCUCAAUGGAAAAAAAAAAAUCCUAAUGGUCAUUUCAAUUUGCUCAACUUUCUUGAUUGCUGUCGCAUUGUAUUCAAAGCAAUGCUGUGGUCUGCACCUCCAAUGCUGCUGAAGAAAUAGAGAUUGCGAACAGUACAGAAGAAAACCAUGUUUAUGACUCAGUAAUAUAUACAGGAUAUCAGACCAUCCAGCCUGAAACUUUGGAGAGCCUAACUGAAAGCAUCCCAACCAGUAUUGCUGACCAAACUACUGUCAAUGAAAGGAAUAAAUGAAAACAUUUGAGCAGCCUUAAAUAUACUGAAAUUUUAUUCUACAAAAAUGUAACUUCCUUCAGAAUGAAAAAAACAAGUUUUGGGCAAUUAUAUGGAAAAAAAAAACAAGUUUGGGACAAUUUGAAAAAUGUCUGAUUCAGGUCUUUUUGAAUGAUUGUUGUGUUUUUUUAAUAUUAAAAUAAUUUUUUUGUGUGUUUUAGAUCUAUAUGUUAUCACUGUAAAAUUGAGUUGUUUAAUUUCAUAUGCAUAAGUCUUGUUAAGUUUAAGUUGUUCAGUAUUUCAUAGAGAUAUUUCCUUUUGAUACCAUCAUAAGCGAUUUAAGUUGAUGUACUAGUACAUUGUUUUCUUGACAUUUUUUUUAGUUUGUAUUUAUGUUAUGAGUGCUGCUUUCAAUCUGUUAGUGUUACUUCUUCCAAAAUUCUUGAUAUUGGUUAGUCUUAUUGUGAAUUCAGGUUUUUUCCUCCAUUUUUAGUAGCUCUGUUGUAAUUUUGGUCCUCUCCUGGUGCUUCUAAUUUUUUUAUUUCUGAUGUUUAAAUUAGAGUUGGUGAGUUUAUAGUGUUGGUAGGUUUAUAGUGUUGGUGGCUGUUCAUAUUUUCCUUUGUCUCCAUCUUCAGUUUUAUUUAGGAACUCCUCAAAGUAUUCAGCCCAUUUGUCAAUGACCCAACUGUUUUUUUUGUGAUGAGGACACCAUUAUUGUUCUCAUACAUGUGUGAUCUUGCUUGAAAUCCAUUCUUGUCAUCUCUUAUUUUCAUGCCCAUUCCUCUCGCAUCAAGGUUCUCAGUGAGUGCUCUUUGUUUUUUUUCUCAUUGGCUCAUUUUUAUUCUUUCUGACAGAUUUUGUAACCCUUCACCUUGCUUCAUAGUACUGCUUUCUUUCUUUAGCAUUAUUUGUCUCUUCUGUGUCAGAUUCUCCUUUUCUUUUGCUGAAAUCCAACCAUGUCAUCUGCUUUACUUUUAAUAGCAUGUUGUUGUUUUUGCAUUGCUCAUUUGUUGUUUAUUGUGCUUCAACAAUUUAUCUUUUAAUCUGUGUAUUCUAGUAGAUGCUUCAUUUAAUUGGAAUGGCCAGCUUUAAAUUCCUUCCCAUACACACUUCUGGCUUGUGAGCUGUUCUCGCAUAACAUUUUGAUCCAAUAUCCCCCUUCCAAUUUCAAUACUCUUCUAAGAUACUCUUCUUCGAUAUUACUUUAAAUUAGAGCAGGUCACUUAUAUUGACCACCCUUGCACAAGCACAUCCUUCUGGAUGUUUUUUAUUUUUACCUCCACCUCAACACACAAAAUUGGAUGGCUGCCUGGUCAUGCGGUUCGCGCGCUGGACUGUUGUUCGGAUUUAUCGAUGGUCGAGGGUUCAAAUCCUGCCCGCUCUCAUCCCCCGUCGCCCUGCAGGAGGUUUGGACUAGGAAGUAAACUAUCUUCAACUCUGAAGGAACAUCCGAAACAUGUAAAACAAUCAAAAAAAUAAAAUAUUUAUAUCUGCAUUGUUUUAAACACAUUUUACACACUUAAAAUUUUUUUUUGUCCUAGUAUAUAAAAUAAUAUUGUCUUUUUGUUAUAUCAACUUGAAGAUAAAAUUGGGAAUGAAAAAUCAUUUUGGGAAGUUUUAAUUGCUGUAGUUUCCAUUCGUGAACUGGAUUAGUUGUUCUAGGAACAAGUUAAAUUUGUAUUUUUUUUUAGUUCACCACAAUUGAGGUUACUAGUGAAAGGUGAGGGAAUCAGUAAGUGCCCUUCGAAUUAUAGUCUAGAUUGUAAUAGUCCUUUUCCAAUGCUGUUAGAUGUGUUAGGAAUUCUUAAGUUUUUGCAUCAAGUGGGUCUAUCAUGAGUUUUUGAUCAUCAUAUUGCUGUGUUACUUUGGUUAUUGUUUAUUUAUUGUAUAUAUGUUACUUUUUGUCUAAAUUGAGCUUUUACUUAUAGAUGGUCUCAUUCUGCAUCUGCUCUGAAACUUCUUACAUCGAAUAUAUCAAAUCUACAUCUUUUAUUUAUGAGUACCCGUAUAUGAUCUAUUUGAUUUCAUUUUCCAUGAGGUGAUAUCCAUGUUGCUUUAUAAAUUUUCUUAUGCUGGCAUUUAGUGCUACAGAUAGACAUUCCUUUUCCUGAGGCCAAACCCAGUAAUGUUAGGUCAUUAUUAUUUGCCUCUUCAUAUGUUUUCUUUGCCUAUUUGAUCUGAAGGCAAAUUCUUUUCCAAUUUUGGCAAUUGAAAUCUCCUUGAUGUCAUGCAGUGUUGCCUCAUCAUGAAUUCUUCAUAGUUCAUCAUUGAAAUGUUUACUUUGUAUUAUCAACGCUUUUUUCUUCUUUUUAGAGCGUUUUAUUAUAGCCAAAGCAUGUUUUUAAAAUUACUUAUUAGUAUUCAUAUUUUUUUAUGACUGUUGUUAACCCUUUGCACAACCAGUUGGGGUUGCCCUAUUUAAGCUCUAUGGAUAGCUGCCUUUACUUUUGGUUAAGGUGCCAUAAUCUUUGUGGAUCCUCCCUUUUUGUCCAGGCAGCAGGUUUGAUUUUGGUAUACCAUAAGUAUUUUAUUUCUUCGAUAUUCGCCAUAUCUGAAGAGCCUUCCCCUAUUUGCCACCUGAGAUAAAGCUUGAUGGGAGAUCAAAGUUCCAGCUUGAUUUAAUUUUGAUCCUUCAGCCAUGAAACUACAGUAUAUGGAAAUGAGAUGAAUCCCUGGGCAUUGGCCAAAACUAUCUCCCUCACAGCAGUUUCCCUCUCUCCAAGCAACUGAUUUAUGCUGAUGAAAUUCAGAAUUAUGGUCCUUAAAGGCCUGCUUGUUAAUUUAUUUACCAACAUUAAAUUGCACUAUGUAAAAUUAUUUUAUAAACUUUGUAAGGCCUGUUUACUUUUUAUUCAACUUUUUUUGUGUGCAUAUAUCAAUUUUUUUUAUAAACAUUUAGCCAUGAGAUGGACAGUUGUUUUGAAGGGACUCAGUUUAUUUGCAGCUUUUCUGAAAUGUUACUUGUGAAUAGCAUAAUCAAACUAUUUACUGAGGAUAUAAAGUACUAAAGUUAUUACCUGGAUGUAACGCUUGUUAUUUCCUAAAAUUAGGACAAACUAUUUGUUGCAAUUAAAUUUUGAAACAGUU
Messenger RNA from Biomphalaria glabrata, 4966 nucleotides. RefSeq lists its product as uncharacterized. Bases 1082 to 1654 code for a protein of 190 amino acids. The transcript is spliced from 11 exons. NCBI's taxonomy places the organism in Eukaryota, Metazoa, Mollusca, Gastropoda, Planorbidae. The record is from RefSeq and is a predicted model, not a curated record.